AUGAACUUCAUUCCAACAACAGCAAAGGCCUUCAGUCCAGUGGAUCACCGCACCUGUCUACCCAAGUUUGGCAGCAAUUUUGGACCCGCUGACUUCAAUUUCCUGAUGGUCCUGGGCAAGGGGAGCUUUGGAAAGGUGAUGCUGGCUGAGGUCCGUGGGACUGACGAAUUGUACGCAAUCAAGAUGUUAAAGAAGGAUGUUAUCAUUCAGGACGAUGAUGUGGAGUGCACGCUGGUGGAAAAGAGGGUUCUCUCCAUGCCUGACCCACCCCACUUCCUUACCCAACUUUACUGCUGCUUCCAGACCAUCGACCGACUCUACUUUGUCAUGGAGUAUGUAAAUGGAGGGGACCUGAUGUACCACAUUCAGCAGGUUGGCAAGUUCAAGGAGCCUCAUGCUGUCUUCUACGCAGCCGAAAUUGCAAUUGGACUCUUCUAUCUCCACAACAAUGGUAUUAUAUACAGGGAUCUGAAGUUAGAUAACGUGAUGCUUGAUUCUGAGGGACACAUCAAAAUUGCUGACUUUGGGAUGUGCAAGGAGAACGUUUUUGAUGGAAACACAACUCGGACUUUUUGUGGAACACCGGAUUACAUGGCACCAGAGAUUAUUGCUUACCAAUCGUAUGGGCUGUCUGUUGACUGGUGGACGUUUGGAGUUCUCUUGUACGAGAUGCUGGCUGGACAGCCCCCAUACGAUGGGGAAGAUGAGGAUGAGCUCUUCCAGUGCAUUUUGGAACAGAGUGUGACCUACCCGAAAAGCCUGUCACGUGAGGCAGUCUCUGUCUGCAAAGGGUUGAUGAUGAAGAACCCACUGAAGAGGUUGGGAUGUGGUCCUGAUGGUCAGAGGGACAUUAAGGAGCAUCCAUUCUUCCGGAGGAUCGACUGGGAGCGCCUUCGCAAUCUGGAAAUACAGCCACCCUUCAAACCCCGUCCGGGCGGUAAAUGCGGUGAGAAUUUCGACAAGUUCUUCACCCGAGCAUCCUCCGCUCUGACCCCUCCUGACCAUUCCGUCCUGAUGAACAUCGACCAGGACGAGUUCCGGGGAUUUUCCUUCAUCAACCCCGUCUUCGUCCACCCCACCAAGAGGCUCUCGGCCCCCUACACCAUGCCGCAAUCGAAGCCUUCCGUCGCCUCGGCAACCGGCCUCUGGGCUCCAUCUGGGCGCAGGCGACGGCUACCGAUCCGGGGACGGGCGUUUGGUAGAAUAUCUCUCCUCCCCAAACCCCUGUCACCCUCGCGGCUCAACAUCCGGCCCUGCUCGCUGGAUGUCUCAGUAUCCUCCUCGCAGCUUCCUCCCCAGCUACUCGACGCGUCACAGCCUCCUCGGGACCCAUCACGGGACUGA
This is a messenger RNA of Carcharodon carcharias (great white shark), 1344 nucleotides long. RefSeq names its product protein kinase C alpha type-like. The record is from RefSeq and is a predicted model, not a curated record. The transcript is spliced from 10 exons. Gene Ontology annotation, molecular function: ATP binding; protein serine/threonine kinase activity. NCBI's taxonomy places the organism in Eukaryota, Metazoa, Chordata, Chondrichthyes, Lamniformes, Lamnidae. Gene Ontology annotation, biological process: protein phosphorylation. Bases 1 to 1344 code for a protein of 447 amino acids.